Messenger RNA from Yamadazyma tenuis ATCC 10573, 1894 nucleotides. RefSeq lists its product as uncharacterized. Gene Ontology annotation, biological process: carbohydrate transport; transmembrane transport. Gene Ontology annotation, molecular function: carbohydrate:proton symporter activity. The record is from RefSeq and is a predicted model, not a curated record. Gene Ontology annotation, cellular component: membrane. Lineage: Eukaryota; Fungi; Ascomycota; Pichiomycetes; Serinales; Debaryomycetaceae.
GAAAAUAAAACAUAAAGAAUUUGUAGAAUAAACAUGUCAGACUUGGAAAAGGAAAUUUCACCAAGCGGAAGCGUUCAGGAAUUAAGAGAUGCUGCUCAUCAUAAUGCCCUUGUUACUGAGGUUAUGGACAAACAAAUCACCAAGUGGGAAGCUAUGAAGAGACACCCAUAUGCUUGUUUCUGCAUUUUAACAAUGGUUUGGGUUUUGAUAAGUACAUCAUUUGAGUCACAGGCAGGAGGUACUGUGAUUUCUAUUGGUGUGUUCAGAGAAGAUUUUGGUCAUUUGGUCGAUGGAUCUUAUGUUUUGCGUUCUACAGAUCAGUCAAUCUUAUCGGGAGUUCCCCUUGCAACACAGAUUGUUGGACAGUGGUUGGGUUCUUGGUUAGCUGAUAAAUUUGGCAAGAAAUGGGUUAUUUAUGGAGGUAUGCUUACUUCUUGUGCUUUUGUUGGAAUGGAAUUUGCUGCUACUACUAUGGGGGUUUUUAUCGCAGGUAAAACCCUUAAUGGUUUCAGCCUUGGUGUCAUUCAGGCUUCUUGUGUGUCUUAUGUUGCCGACAUUUCCCCAUUGCCUUUAAGAGGGCUUUCCACUGCAUUAUGUAAUAUCUCAUUCUCAAUAGGUCCGUUGGUCGUUUUCAUUAUCAAUUACUGUGUUGCAAAUUUUAAAACCAGAUGGGCUUACAGGGCAAUGCUUUCAUCUCAAUGGGGAUUCGCAGCUGUAUCCUUGGUUCUUAUGUUACUUAUUCCAGAGUCCCCUACCUACUAUAUCCUUCAAGGAAAAGUAGAUAAGGCUGAGCAAGCUUACCGCAGGUUAUUAGGUGAUCCGGUAGCUGCAGUAAAUCAAGUAACAGUUGUUAAAGAAACCGUUUUGGAAGCUGAAAAGAUUUCAGAAGGAUCCACCUACUUAGAUUGUUUCAAAGGUGUUAAUUUAAAGAGAACGAUGGUUUCUUGUGUGCCCUUUAUGAGCACUUCGUUUUCUGGAGUUGCUUUUACUGGAAGUUAUACCACCUACUUUUUCCAAUUAUCGGGGCUUGAUGAACAAAAGUCAUUUCAGUACACAUGUGGAGCUCAAGCAAUCUCUAUCGGUGGAUGUAUCGCUUCCCUUUUUAUCGUUGAUAGGUUUGGAAGAAGAAACAAUCUCAUCUAUGGUUUAUUGUCGAUUUGUUUAUGUGACUUGAUUAUUGGUGCUACUGCUACUGCUUCUGACUCCAAACCAGAGGUGUUAAAUGUGUGUAUUGGGUUCAUGAUGUUAUAUGGUGGUAUUUAUAACGCUGGUCUUGGCUCGGUUUGCUACCCAAUUUGUGCUGAAAAUCCUACUUCAGCACUUAGAACAAAAACUGUUGCUUUAGGAUUGGCAUCUGGAAAUUUGUUUAGCAUGAUGUGGUCAUUCGUUAUUCCCUACGUAUUCAAUCCUGACCAGGCGAACUUAGGAGGAAAAACUAUGUUCAUAUUUUUUGGAAUUUCUGUUCUUAUAUGGGUUCACAUUUUUUUCUUCCAGACUGAAACUGCUGGACGAAGCUACGAUGAAAUUGACGAAAUGUAUGCUAGUGGUAUUCCUCUUAGAAAGUUUCAACAUUACACUUCAAAGCUUGCAAAUAUAGACGUUGGUCUCACCGAAGAAGAAAAAGCAGUGCAAGUUAAGCAUGUAGAGGAAUUGUAAAUCUGUUAGGGCAAAUAAACGAAAUAGAUCUUUUUUUAAAUAGGGGUUCGCUUAGGAUAGAACAUGUAUCUAGCUGUGUCGGAGGGAAUUCAUGAGCUGCUUCUUCUUGACGACGGGCUCUGAAUUAAUUUAAAUAUCCUUUCGCUUGUAUCCACCAAUUACUACCCGAAGUGCAUAUCUACGAUUGAAGGGUCAAUCACAAAUUGCCAAAGUCUGGAAAAAUAAUGUGACAGUUAGU